AAAACGAAAAACCAGCCCACCUUGCGUACGGAAACAUGGCGGCCCCUGCGUCGACGACUGUUCGAUAGGCAUUUAUCCCUCAAAAAAUGGUGUGAAGACUCAGAAAUACAGGAGGACACUGAGCGCGUUUAUAUCGAGAGUGUGUGCCUUACUCGUGCGGGCGGUUUAAGAGGGGAACCGGUCCGAACAGCGCCCCGGAGAGCGGCAGGUUGGGUGGCCGAGCUGCAGUGCUUGAGCUCCGGGUGUAAUCUGGAGCCCGGGGGGAGAGACGGACCAAAAACCUUCGGACGCGGAAGUUGAGGGAAGGAAUUUGGCAUCGAGUAAAAAAGCUGCCGGUGUGUCUGAAUUGUUUUGAGCAUGGGUUCGGUCUGCAGUCGUGCGUUAUGGUUAUAACUGCUGCUCAGGAGUUGCUGCAAAACUUGCCAGCUGAGGUAACCUGUUGUUGUUGAGCAGCGCUUGAAGUUGAGGCGGAGUGUAACACAGACUCAGGCUCGCUCAGUUCUCUGACACGUUCCCAAAUAAUUUUAUACUGUAACGUUCAGUCGUAGGCGAGUAAUAUAUAAUAUGCAGAAUUCUCAUCCUGUGAGUCUGUUGAGUGAUAGCUCGCACAAAUCAGAACAAAAAAACAAAAAAAAUAUGAGGAUAUGCGUCCAUAUUCAUUUGGAGAUAAGAGACCAGUUCUUCCCUUGAGACAAAUCUCCAGUUCCUCCCUUUAGGUUAAUAACCAGUGUCUCCAGGUAACCAGUUCUUCUAUUGAGAUAAAUAUCUAGUGCCUCCUAACUUCUCACAGCCAACUACUGACUGCUGUUAGGCUUGAGAUGUUCUGACUAUUCAGUUUGUGAAAUAUUAUUCAGGGUUGCUGUGAAAUAUCAGAUUGCCAGAAUAUUCUAAGUGCCUUAGAUAAUCCAGAGACAUACAUGCAUUUGUCAAUCAAAACUUUGCAUAUUAAUAGGACCUACAUCUCUGCACAUGUUGAAUUGUUAACAAUAAGAAGACAAAGAGUGUUGGCCAAAGAACAAUGAUGGUCUUCCCAAUUUUGCCAGAGUCCUUAUAGCUGCCUCAUACAUUACUGUGCACAUAGAUGUUGUAAUUGUAUCGCAAAGGUGUUCAGAUUGAUUAUCAAUAUUUGAUCUAACAAUACCUCAGGGGCGGUGCUGAGUUUGCCUGUUUUUAGUGGUCCAUCUGCAGACAUUCACUGCUAAUACUGCAACCAGUUACUGUCCUGCUCAUCAACACUACUAUGCAGAGAAUGUAGUUUGUCCUUAGCUUUGUAACUUUUAAUGUGUUGUGGUGUGAUUAGAUUUUUUUUCUUCACUUUAGGUGCACUACAGUGUUAUGUAGAUGUUGAGGAUGUGUUGCGCUUGUGCAUGGUAAUGUUGAAAAAGCCAUGCUUUCAGGUUAGAGUCUGAGGUUAGUUGGUUUAUAACAGUCAAAUAAGUCCAUCACUCAAUGCAUGACACAGACAAAGAGAUAUCAAAGAUCUGGGUACAGGGUCUGCCUUACCACACUGGUGGACACCAAAAAAUAUUUCACUGGUGUCAGAAGUGGAAUUCGGGAUCUGGAGGUCCUGACUCCCACCCUGCCACUCAAUCACCAGCCACACUGACGAAGAGCACGCUUGUUGAGGUGGUCUGCACCAAGCUGGUUUCCUUCAAGUUGGUUUCAGUCUGCCGUCUGCCUCCCUCCAAGGCCGUGACUGACAUCAGCGGUGCCUCCCGGCUACGGCCUGGCAACCUGCCCUUAUGGGGCAGCAGCCAGGGAAGUUUGUUGGGGACCAGAGGAGACCAAGUCUGCCUGCUCUGAACUUCAUCAAGGGUGGCGGGAAGCGAGACUCGUCACGGCAUGGCGCUCAGCACUUCAAUGUGUUUGCAGUUCACGAAGCUCUUCAGCGGCCAGAUUUUGAGUCCCCUGGUCUGUCUGAGGCGGCACGCUGGAACUCCAAAGAGAACCUGUUGGCGGGGCCCAGUGAAAAUGACCCAAACCUGUUUGUUGCACUAUACGACUUUGUGGCAAGUGGUGACAACACACUUAGCAUAACUAAAGGAGAGAAGCUCCGAGUGUUGGGCUACAAUCACAAUGGGGAGUGGUGUGAGGCGCAGACCAAGAAUGGCCAGGGCUGGGUGCCCAGCAACUACAUUACUCCAGUUAACAGCCUGGAGAAACACAGCUGGUACCACGGGCCGGUAUCGCGCAAUGCUGCCGAAUACCUGCUCAGCAGUGGCAUCAAUGGUAGCUUCCUGGUGCGGGACAGUGAAAGCAGCCCAGGCCAGAGGUCCAUCUCACUGCGCUAUGAAGGUCGGGUCUACCACUACCGCAUCAACACUGCCUCUGAUGGCAAGCUAUACGUGUCUUCGGAGAGCCGCUUCAACACGCUGGCUGAGUUGGUCCAUCACCAUUCCACUGUGGCGGAUGGCCUCAUCACGACGCUACACUAUCCAGCACCUAAACGCAACAAGCCCACAAUCUACGGGGUUUCACCCAACUACGACAAGUGGGAGAUGGAGCGCACAGACAUUACUAUGAAACACAAGCUGGGUGGAGGCCAGUAUGGCGAAGUGUACGAGGGAGUCUGGAAGAAGUACAAUCUCACUGUUGCUGUGAAAACACUAAAAGAAGACACAAUGGAGGUAGAAGAGUUCCUGAAGGAGGCUGCUGUCAUGAAAGAAAUCAAGCAUCCCAAUCUGGUUCAGCUAUUAGGUGUGUGUACACGGGAGCCUCCUUUCUACAUCAUCACAGAGUUUAUGACCCAUGGUAACCUGCUGGACUACCUGCGUGAGUGUAACCGUGAGGAGGUGAACGCUGUGGUGCUGCUCUACAUGGCCACUCAGAUCUCCUCUGCUAUGGAGUACUUGGAGAAGAAGAACUUCAUCCACAGGGACUUGGCUGCCCGCAACUGCUUGGUUGGGGAGAACCAUUUGGUGAAGGUGGCAGAUUUUGGCUUGAGUCGUCUGAUGACGGGGGACACAUACACAGCCCAUGCUGGAGCCAAGUUUCCUAUUAAAUGGACUGCGCCAGAGAGCCUGGCGUACAAUAAAUUCUCUAUCAAGUCAGAUGUAUGGGCUUUUGGAGUUCUGCUGUGGGAGAUUGCCACCUAUGGGAUGUCCCCAUACCCUGGGAUUGAUUUGUCGCAGGUAUAUGAGCUAUUAGAAAAAGACUACCGAAUGGACAGACCUGAGGGAUGCCCGGAAAAGGUCUACGAACUUAUGAGAGCCUGUUGGAAAUGGAACCCAGCAGAGAGGCCAUCCUUUGCUGAGACCCAUCAAGCUUUUGAAACAAUGUUUCAGGAAUCCAGCAUCUCAGAUGAGGUGGAGAAAGAAUUGGGGAAAAAAGGUAAGAAGCUGACGCUUGGCACUAUACAGCAGGCCCCGGAGCUGCCUACCAAAACCAGAACACUACGUAGAAACAUGGACAAAGAUGGGGACAGCCCUGAUGCUGCUGACGCAGAAGUAGCCAUAUCACCAAUGCUUCCACGAAAGGAGAGGCCUUUGGUAGAUAGCAACCUAAAUGAGGAUGAUAGACUGCUGCCCAAGGACAAGUCUAAGAGCAGCCUUAACCCCUUCAACUUGAUCAAAAAGAAGAAGAAAACUGCCCCUGCUCCUCCAAAACGUAGCAGCUCCUUUAAAGAAGACCGGCACCUUGACCCCAGGGGCUUGGGCGCUGACGCUAGGGAGGAUUUCAACAAUGGCUCCCCGAUUACUGAUGCCAAUCUAGGCAUGGAUCAUUUAAAAUUCCUUUGUUCCAAUAAUAAUGGAGCUGGAGGUGUCACCAAUGGAGCCCCCACAUAUCCUGGUCAGAUCUUCUCUUCGCAACCACGGAAAAAGGUCACACCAGCAACUCCUGGCGCUGGUGGGAAGAUGGCCACAACACCCCCCAGCGAGGAAGAUUUCAUGACAUCCAACUCCAAGCGCUUCCUGAGGUCCUCUUCUGCUUCCAGCAUGCCUCCAGGGCCUGACCGUACAGAAUGGAAGUCAGUCACGCUCCCCCGUGACCUGCAGCCUCGCCACUUUGAUUCAGGUACCUUGGGGGGCAAGCCCGCCCUGCCUCGAAAGAGGGCAAAUGAGGUCAAACCAGAGAACGCCCCACGUGGCGGAACGCUCACUCCACCCCCACGCCUGCCCAAGAAGACUGAAGAUGCUUCGGAUGAUGUUUUCAAGGAUGCUGAAUCUAGUCCGGGAUCAAGCCCCCAAACCUUAACCCCCAAGCUGGGUCAUCGGGCACAAGCGCAGAGUGACAACUCAAAAACGAGUGCCCUGCAAGCUGACCUGCUCAAGUCCAGCGCAUUCCCUGCAGUUGGGGCAGCUGGAGAGGAAUGCAGAGCACGCAGACACAAACAACCUCUAGACCUUUCUGCUCAGAGGGAGAGGGAUAGGGGGAAAUUUUCAAAACCCAAGCCAGCUCCUCCGCCGCCACCUUCGAGCGUCAAAUCUGGAAGGAUUUCGAGGAGCCCCACUCAAGACCUGUCCUCUGACUCUAAAGUCAAAGGCACUCCUGACGUAAGCCCCUCAAGCUCUGGCUCGGUUGAACAAGGAAAGCCCCUCGCAUCUCAGGAAGGCACCAAAAAACUUGCCACCUCGAAAGGACAGUCGUCAAGGACCUCUUCGACUUCCCCUACUAGUCCACCACUGGGAGUAGGGUCAAGCUCUCCUGUUGGUGAUCAAGCGUCGGCCACGGCUUUCAUCCCUCUCAUGAAUACCCGCCGCUCCUUGCGAAAAACCCGUCAGCCGACCGAACGCAUCUCCAACUCGGCCAUCACCCGGGAGAUGGUCCUGGAGAGCACGGAGCUCCUGCGUGCUGCUAUUAGUAGGAACUCUGAGCAAAUGGGCAGUCACAGUGCAGUCUUGGAGGCUGGAAAGAACCUGUCCAAGUACUGCGUGAGCUACGUGGAGUCCAUACAGCAGAUGAGAAACAAGUUUGCCUUUCGCGAGGCCAUCAACAAGUUGGAGAGCAGCCUGAGGGAGCUGCAGAUCUGCCCUACAGCCACUGGGGGUGCCAACACACCACAGGACUUCACCAAGCUGCUCUCCUCGGUCAAGGAGAUCAGUGACAUUGUCCAGAGGUAGCGGAAGUGCCUGAAUCCUACGCUAUUUCUUUUGUUUUUUUUCCCUCUUUGUGGUAACCAACAGAUUAAUGAUCUCAUCAAAACAGAUCUAAAGCGGGGAAGCUUUUUCUGAAUGGCUGUGACAUGCUAUAUACUUUAUUUACACUAAACAGACUGAAAUCACCUCUUGCUUUCACAAAAUACUGGAGGACUCACAAAAAGUGUCUUGUUACUGUGCACAGAUUUCAAAGGAACCCGAAUGCCUGUAGGGUUUUGUCCUCAAAGAAUCUUGAAAUAUGAAUGCGAUUCAGUUUGGCCUUCUUGAAAAGGUCCAAGCCCGUGUCUUAGUUACUUGAGAACAGUUGGAUCCUUAAUUCCACUUCUUAUCUCUUAAUGUUUCUUAAUGUGCCUUCUUUCACAUUGCCAGUGACAGUAUCAAAAAGUCAAACCUCAUAUGCCGUAUCACCUGGCUCCCACUUUACUGGGAUCAAGAUAAAUCCAAUUUUCUAGGGAUCAUGAUAGAUCCAUUUUAAUUACACAAUAAACAUGGUUUUGAUAAAGACCGUACGUAUGGCUGAGACAUGCAGCUUUCUUCUAGACUUUUGCUCCCUAUCUAGGCUUUUCAUUUCUUUCUUGUGGUUGCAAAUGUUGUAAAGGGCUUUGGUGAGUGAUGUGAAUGGUCCCAUGAUGUGAGGAAUGGUUGUUCAUAUUGAGCCCAGUUUUAAGUAUUAUGGAUAUAACACUGUGCCAUGAAGAUUCCAGAUUAGUGUGGUUCUUUUCACUGUGCCACUAGACUAUGGAACAAGCGUGCCUUAAUUGCUAUUGCUUGAAUCACAUGCAGUCGCUCUUACAGACUGUCUCACCAAGAAUCAGCAACACAGCUUAGGGAAAAAAAAAUAUAUAUAUGUAUGACUGAACUUUAUAAAUUAUGCAUUCGUCUACGGUAAUGGACAUGGAUGAUUCUGAACACUACUGUCUCCAGCAGCUGGAGAAAGACUAGUAACUAAGACCAGCAAGGCAAGAACCUAUGGAACUGAAUGUUUUAUUUCAUAUAAUGUUUUGAAAGGAACGCCAGCCACCACUCAUGAUGUCAUUUCAUAAUGCUCUGGACACCACUCUCAGAACUGCCAAAAGGCUUUAAGGAUUAUAAUCACUUUAACAUCAAGGAUGUCCCUUGAGGUCUUCUGCAGCAAGUCUCAUGGUUCAGCAGCACCAUCACUUGUCUUAUAAACGUCAUUGUUAAUAGUAAGGAUUGAUGUAUUGAGCUCUAAGAAAAUGAUCUGCUUAACAAACCAAUGAACCUUCACUGCUAAGUCAGAAACUCAUACUAAAACAUUUGUUUUUGUUUUUACUUGUAUUGUUGAAAUAAUACAAUUGUUUUACAGUAUUAGUGUUAGCAUUUCCAACACUUAGCCCUCUGACUGCGAUGCUUGAGGAUGAAGCCAACCACAAGCUGCCUUUGUUUCAACAUGGUACUGCCAAUGUUGAUGUCUGUUUUUUUUUGUUUUUUUUGUUUUGUUUUGUUGUUUUGGUCAUAAAAAUCAUGCCACUACUCUUUUCUCUUUUGUACGCGAGCACCACAGUUUUGUACACUAAUAUGCUCGCCCUUUGUAAAUACACAUUUCUUACUCUUUUUCUUUUUCCCUCCCUGUAACCAUGGUGCAAUUUGUUGCAUAAAAUACAAAGCAAUUUUGCUACUUGAAA
This is a messenger RNA of Colossoma macropomum (tambaqui), 6742 nucleotides long. It is a transcript of the gene abl1, whose product is annotated as c-abl oncogene 1, non-receptor tyrosine kinase. Gene Ontology annotation, molecular function: protein binding; ATP binding; non-membrane spanning protein tyrosine kinase activity. NCBI's taxonomy places the organism in Eukaryota, Metazoa, Chordata, Actinopteri, Characiformes, Serrasalmidae. Gene Ontology annotation, biological process: regulation of apoptotic process; protein phosphorylation. The record is from RefSeq and is a predicted model, not a curated record. The transcript is spliced from 11 exons. Bases 1743 to 5060 code for a protein of 1105 amino acids.